Messenger RNA from Zasmidium cellare ATCC 36951, 1731 nucleotides. RefSeq lists its product as uncharacterized. The transcript is spliced from 4 exons. Lineage: Eukaryota; Fungi; Ascomycota; Dothideomycetes; Mycosphaerellales; Mycosphaerellaceae. The record is from RefSeq and is a predicted model, not a curated record. The coding region runs from base 1 to 1731 and encodes 576 amino acids.
AUGUCGUCCAACAAGCCGGAAAGCGGACUUUCGAAGCGGCCUGACGAACCCCGGGAGUUCGCAUUCAUCAGUGGUCGUGCCAACUCGACGCGGGAGAAGUCGAAGGUCAGUCAACUGGCGCAUCGUCAUACUGCAAGAGUCGUCAAUCGGCAACGAAGACUCCUGCGAACGCAGACUUCUCCCGCGAAUGUUGAGAGUAGCAACGCAUCGACCGCAUCUGGGCUGUUUGGAGAUGAGCUUCACGCGAGCUCGAGAAGUGCCAGUGUACCCGUCAGUACUUCGCAAAAGCAUGGCCAAGUCCUGAGCUUUGAUGGCAACGCCGACAGACAGCUUGAUCGGGGUCAUGAAGGAGCGACUGCCUCGGAGGCGGCCCCAACAGUCAACUGGAAGGCAAUAUCGAGACCGUCUUUCAACCAGAAGGAGGAGAUCUCCGAACAGAUGCUCCGCUAUCUGUGGCUGCACAGCAGUUCUUCGCCAACACGAAGUCUUGAUCCGGCUCUUGGGCCUAUGGUAGCAGGCAUGCUUCAAUCUGCAAGUGAGCCGGUUUACUCGUUGGGAAUCCAUCACCACUUCAAUGUCGGCGGUGGUCGAGCUUACGCACUCUGGAGCUCCUUCGAAUGGUUCGCAUUGUACUGCCAGGAGCCGAUCGUGUUUCAUGGGUUCAACGUCGCCGCUGCAAUGCACGACGACCUGCUGUCAAAGAAAGGCCGGUGGUCGAAGUCCUCAGAAAUCAUAUCGCGGAGAGCUUUGGAGUUUGCGGUGUUUGGUAUCGCCACCCUCAUCGUGACAACGCUGCAGGAGAGCUGGCCAGAUCGAGGUCUUCUGCUGUCACCUCACAUGCCCUCUGCGAACUUCGACAGUGUCUUUGGCCGGACACUCGUGGAGCCAGAACCAGUGAAGGCCAUGAUGCAGCUGGUUCAUCGAAUAGGAGGGUUGCCUAAGAUUCGUCUUCCGGGUCUUGCGAUCGUUGCAGCAGGCGUCGAUAUGAGACGAGCAGGACAGGCGGGUACCAAGCCCUUUCUACCAAGCCUCAGUAAACUGCACGACGACAUCUCUCUUGCUUGUAUCGAAGAGCAGGCAGACUUCAAGCCUGGCUAUGGAUUCUCCGCGCACGUACCGGGAGGACUGCCACUGAAAACGCUGAAGGCCUUGGCGUUCCUCUGCAGUAUCGAUGUGCUCAUGAGCUGGGCCCGAGACGACGUCCAGCUUGAGUAUGACUGGAACCAUUUGGUCCAAGCAAGGAACGUUGCUCACCACCAGAUCCUCUCGCUAGACAGCUGGGAUGAACUCGACGAAGAGCAAAGAAGUGGAUGUUCGAAAGAGGCGUAUGAGUGUUGCCGAUUGACUGCUCGGCUAGAUUCGAUAGCUGUGCUUUGGGGCAUGCCUCCAGACACCGGGUGGCAUUAUAAAAUCGUUAGACAAGUUCGGGACUUCCUCGAAGCGUCUCAGUUCCAUCUUUGGCCACAAGAGUCAGCACGAAUGCUGGCCUGGGUGUUGGUCAUAUGCGGCAUCGCAUCGUAUCGAUCUGCCGACAGGAAGUUCUACGAACAAAGUCUUCGAGUGACUCUGCUGAGAAACGGAGUGACCAGACUACAACAAUUGAAAGAGGUCGCGUCGCCUUUCGUAUGGUCCGAGAAGGCGUGUGCAGAUGGCGCCGCGGUGCUCUGGGAUAUGCUGGACAUCAACGACACCGAGGAGGAUGUUUGGGAUUGUGAAGAAGGGGUCGACUGA